Messenger RNA from Debaryomyces hansenii CBS767, 831 nucleotides. RefSeq names its product enoyl-CoA hydratase/isomerase family protein. Gene Ontology annotation, biological process: fatty acid beta-oxidation. Gene Ontology annotation, cellular component: peroxisomal matrix. The transcript has a single exon. The record is from RefSeq and is a predicted model, not a curated record. The coding region runs from base 1 to 831 and encodes 276 amino acids. Lineage: Eukaryota; Fungi; Ascomycota; Pichiomycetes; Serinales; Debaryomycetaceae.
AUGUCGGAAGGUAAAGAUAUUCUCUAUGAGGUCAGAGAGAAAGUAACAAUUAUAACUUUGAAUAACCCCAAAAAAUUGAAUUCCUUGGAUAAACCUCAAUAUAUCUUAUUAGCUAAAUUGAUGGAGAAGGCUGAUAAGGAAGAAGGCACGGUAUUAACCAUUCUUCAAUCAACAGGAAGAUAUUUUAGUGCAGGGGCUCAGCUUGGAGGUAAAGACAUGCUUAAUUUAGACCCGUCGGUUUUGUUGAGCCAUGAGUAUUGGUUAAAUGAAUUUGUAUCGAAAAAUGUCUUUUUGACUGAUGUAUUUCACAACCAUACAAAGGUAUUAGCUGCUGCGGUAAACGGUCCUAUAAUUGGUGUGAGUGCAGCAAUGGUAGCAUUGUGCGACUUAGUGUAUGUUAUGGAUGAAACCAAAAUGCACAUCAUAACCCCAUUUACAGCUUUAGGAUUAGUUGCAGAAGGAGCUAGUAGUUCCACAUUUUUCUUGCGUUUAGGUUGGUCUAAGGCUGCGGAAGCAAUAAUUUUAGCGAAACCAAUACCAGGUACAGAAUUGAAUAAGUUAGGAUUCAUUAACAAAUCGUAUCAUGAGACCAAUUUUGACUCUGUAGAACAAUUUAAUCAGAAGGUUCACGAUGAUUUAGUUUCUCAAUUCAGUGGUUUGUAUGAGCCAUCCAUAUUAGCUAACAAACAGUUGUUAAAGGCCAAUAGAGACCAAUUGAUUAAUAGUGCUAGUUCUAGAGAAGUAAUCAAAACUUUCAAUAAUUUUGUGCAGGGAAUUCCUCAACUGAGGUUCAUGGAAAAAAUGCAACAAGCUAGAGAGAACAAAAUGUAA